GUAAUGCGGCUUCUCACUGGGAGCCUGACAAGAUCAUUGCAGGUCUGCUGAAGCCGAAGCCUGCUGUGAAGCCUGCUGUGAAGCCAGCUGCAGAGGCCCAAGAGCAGCCGCAAGAGCUUGAGAAGGCACAGUCGCAGCCCACAGAAGUUGAGAAUGAGGAUGUGCAGGUGCAGCUAGAUUUUGACUGGGAUUAUCAGCCUGCCGUCAUGGACGAGUUCCACUCCGAGUUCCCGAAUGAGACGCCUCAGCCUGCGAAGUGCGGGAAUGAAACUCCGCAGUCUGCAGCUGUUAAGGAUGCAGAGAAGGACAUGGUGAGUCAAAAGGUUACAGAGUUCAAGUCCGAGAACUCCAAAUACCUGCGAUCCCUGAACCGUCGGAGCGUAGCGAUGGCUGAUUUGGAGGAAAUUGAUAAAUUCAGCUGCGUCGCCUUCGUCCUGCCCCUUGCUGCUGGAAUAUUCCUUGGUAGCCCUGGCCCCAUCAGCACGGCUGCUGUCGCCCUCGGGAACCUGUCUCCGUUUAGUCAGCUCUUCUGCUUCAUGUUUGGGCAGCUCAUCUCCAUCUUUCCACUG
This is a messenger RNA of Symbiodinium pilosum, 569 nucleotides long. The record is from the annotation of a GenBank genome assembly. NCBI's taxonomy places the organism in Eukaryota, Dinophyceae, Suessiales, Symbiodiniaceae.